Oldenlandia corymbosa var. corymbosa is the source of this 688-nucleotide messenger RNA. The record is from the annotation of a GenBank genome assembly. NCBI's taxonomy places the organism in Eukaryota, Viridiplantae, Streptophyta, Magnoliopsida, Gentianales, Rubiaceae.
GUUCAUCCUCAUGCAGAUUUAUCUGCACUCGUUAUAGAGACUGAACCCAAAUGAUACUGUAUUUUUGUAAUCCCAAAAAAGAAAAAAAAUAAAGCUAUCUAGAUCAUCAAAUCAAUCCACCUAGGGAUUAUCAAACUCCACACUCUCCCAAGUUCAAGAUUAGCCAAUUUCUUCCCUAUAUAAAUCCUCACAGAUCCCCUGCACUCAAAACACCAACAUAAGUCAUUCCCCAAAAAAGAAAAAACCAUAUAAACUUCUUUCCAAAAAAAAAGGAAAAAAACACAACCAUGAUGAAGAAGAGCAUUAUCUUCUCAACGUUGCUGGUCCUUUCCCUUGUCUUUGCAGCUUCUCAUCUGAGCAAUGCAGCUGCCAUAAGCUGCGGGACGGUGGUUUCGGGCGCGGCACCGUGCCUCUUGUUUGUUCAGGGCAAGGCGGGACCCGUCCCGUCUAAGCCCUGUUGCCAGGGGCUCCAGAGGGUAGCUCAGAGUGUGAAGAGCGUGGAUGACAAGAAGGCGGUUUGCCGAUGCCUGAAGGAUGGUGUCAAGAGCUUUGGUGGUGGAGUUCAGGAUGCUUUCUUGAGCAAAAUCCCUGGUGCUUGCCACAUCAAUGUUGGUUUCCCUGUCUCCUCCAAGACCAAUUGUGAGACCAUCCACUGAAAAUAAUUGGUUUCUGGAGACUUGAGUUGGAA